CACUGGCUCUACCUCCCGGGGAGUGUUUAUGUUUGUGUGAUUAUUAAGGUGCUUAUUGCAAAAACAAGCAGCAACAGGGGAUGAAAUUGCUGAUAGGGGUUUAAUGUACAAUUCUAAAAUAAGUAAAGUAAAACAGAAGGUACAGAUAAUCAUCUGUACCUAAGUACAAGAGACUACUUGAGUAAAUGUACAAGGUACGUUCAACCACUCACCACUGCCCUUAGUUAUUUGCCAGUUUUGGUUAUCUAGAAACAGCCCAAGGCAUCACAUGAGGCUGCUUUCCACAUCCUGCCUGGGGUCCUCCUCAGCAACACCCUUCCAAGAUGGCAGCCAACAGUAGCAACACGGGUAGCAAGUCUAGCAACAGUGCCGGAGGAAAACAGUCCGGUCCUUCAGCCGAACAGGUGGUGGCAACAUUUCAAAGGAUGCGUCAGGAGCAGCGCAGUAUGGCUUCUAAAGCUGCAGAGUUGGAGAUGGAGAUUAACGAGCACAGCUUAGUAAUUGACACCCUGAAGGAAGUGGAUCCUUCGAGGAAAUGCUUUCGUCUAGUCGGAGGAGUGUUGGUGGAGAGGACGGUUAAAGAAGUUCUACCAGCCUUGGAAAACAACAAAGAACAGAUCUCCAAAAUAAUUGAGUCCAUCAACACACAGAUGCAGGCAAAAGGACGGGAACUCACAGAGUACAGGGAACGCUACAACAUCCGGUUGGUCGGGGAGGGUGAAGGCGAGACACAAGGCCAAUCAGCGGCGUCCUCCAGGAACAGCGAAGGAGGCGUGUCCAAAAGCGGUGCUGGUGUUUUAGUGUCAUAGUUUGUAAUGAGUGAGGGUGACAGUAGGGCUUUAUGAUUUUUGGAAUAAACAUAGUUGGAGUCACAGAAUCUAGGUUCAAAAACAGAACUCUUUAUAGGAUAACUUUGGAUUUGAAGGUUACUGAAGUUUCUGCUAAACAUAAGGCACUUGGUAACAUAAGUCAACUGAAACAGACAAAUUCAAACAGCAUAUGUGCUCUGCUUUUGUGUGUUCAGUGUGAAGGCAAGUGGGUGUAAAAUUUAAAAUUGUUUUUACAUUUGGCUUUCAGUGAAUCUGUCUUUUUUUUCAAUUGCUGAAAUGCUGUGGCAUAAUUUCAACAGUUAUUUUCAAGCAUUUUAAUAUUUGUUUUGUCUUACUCUGAAAAAUUGUUUGAGACAUCAAGAAAAUACCAGACAAAUGAGUACACACAGUUAUCAAAUAAACACUAGAUAAUUUCCAGUAAACAUGCUUUUGUGUUUUGUAAAAUAAUUUAAAAAUGUGAAAAAAUAAAAGCCGAUUUCAUAGGGCCCUAAAGCAGGUUGAAGCUGUGUAAAAGGUCACCCUUGUGGAAGCAGGACAGGCCCUGGAGGGCAUUCUGACAGCAUGUGUUAUGAGCACAAACGAGAUUAUACUGUAAACAUGUUACUAUAGAUCAAAAUGAAAAGCGUUUUAUUCACAACUAAUAAAAUUGUAUUUGUUAUUAGGUCAUGUGCAGAAAGGCCCCUUUGUUAAUUCUCAUGUGAGGUCAGUUUGUGCUCAUGGGUUACAAAAGUACAAGAUUAGUGAGCGACCAGAAAUGACUCCUACUACCGCAUCUUAAUAAUAAAGUCCUGUUAUUGAAGCCACA
Messenger RNA from Monopterus albus (swamp eel), 1635 nucleotides. RefSeq names its product prefoldin subunit 2 (gene pfdn2). The record is from RefSeq and is a predicted model, not a curated record. The transcript is spliced from 5 exons. NCBI's taxonomy places the organism in Eukaryota, Metazoa, Chordata, Actinopteri, Synbranchiformes, Synbranchidae. Gene Ontology annotation, biological process: protein folding. Gene Ontology annotation, cellular component: prefoldin complex. The coding region runs from base 324 to 809 and encodes 161 amino acids.